Messenger RNA from Caenorhabditis bovis, 618 nucleotides. NCBI's taxonomy places the organism in Eukaryota, Metazoa, Nematoda, Chromadorea, Rhabditida, Rhabditidae. The record is from the annotation of a GenBank genome assembly.
AUGACGAAGUAUCUUCGAUUCGUUCUAAUCACCAUCAUCAUGAUGGCCGCCGAAUGCCAAUUGCCGUCGUGCGCCGACGCGAUUUGCCCGGAAAAAUUCACAAAAUUCACACGUGCGAGUGGACGCGCGUUUUGCCUUCGAGUCGUCGGCAAUUUGUCAGUGAAUUAUUAUCAAGCGCAGAAGCAUUGCAAUUCGCUUCAUCCGUUCGCCAAGUUGUUCGGAAUCGCUUCGGAAGCCGAAUACGAUUUUGUGAUUGCGCAGACCGGCGAGAUGCGCCACUACGUCGGCGCAUUUCGGAAUCCGUUGUGCCAUCAGAAUAAGACGGAACUCGAGAAGCGCGUCGAAUGCACCGUCGACAAGAUGUUCAAAUUCACCGACAACUACACGACAAGCAAUUUUCUGUGGAAUCACGAGUGGGAGUGCGACAAUCCCGACUCGACCUAUGUCUCUGGCGAGUAUGAGAGCGCGAUUGCGAUUAGCGAUUGGGGAAUCGAGGACAUCAGCUCGACGACAAAACUGGCGGGCGCCGUGUGCGGUGGAGCCGUGUGCUGCGGCAAUUUUUGCAGUCGCAACAUUCCGGGAAGUCCCAACUACAAGGCGAACUCGACGAGCGGGUAG